CGGAAGAGUUGAAAGGGGAUACCUUACACCUGGCCGGGAAGGAUUUCUCCUCUGAGGAACAGGGAUCAAAAUGGCCAGCCAGGAUGAAUCCAAAUCCCAACAAGAUUUCACCUGGAUCGUGAAGGCCAAUGACAGGGCAUACCACGAGCAGUUUCACACGAAAUAUGCCUGCUGUCUGAAGAGGAAAAAAUACGCGGGCAACGGCAUCAAGACGGCAAAGUACAACGUCCUCACCUUUCUCCCUCUCAACCUGUUCGAACAGCUUCAUCGGCUGGUUAAUUUAUACUUCAUCUUCAUCAUCCUCCUGCAGACUGUCCCCCAGAUAUCCACGCUUCCCUGGUUUGCUCUCCUCUUCCCCCUCACGCUCCUGCUUUCCAUCAGAGGCGUCCGGGACCUGAUAGAUGACGUCGGCCGGCAUCAUAGCGACUGGGAGAUCAACAGCCGCCCCUGUGAGAUUUUGAUGGGGAAAAGUUUCAUCGAGAAGAAAUGGCGGGAUAUCUGCGUGGGUGAUAUUGUCUGCCUCCGUAAGGACAGCAUUGUGCCUGCCGACAUCCUCUUGCUCUCCAGCACAGAGCCAAACAGCCUCUGCUACGUGGAGACGAUGGACAUUGACGGAGAGACCAACCUGAAGUACCGGCAAGCUCUCUUGGUGACGCACGAACACUUGACCAAUGAUGGGAGCAUGGCUGCUUUUGACGGGGUAAUCACUUGCGAGGAGCCGAACAGCCGGAUGCACAGUUUCGUGGGGACGCUGGAUUGGCGCGGAGACAAAUAUUCCCUCGACAGCGAGAAAGUCUUGCUGCGCGGCUGCAAGGUGCGCAACACAGAGGCCUGCUAUGGGCUUGUCAUCUAUGCAGGCUUCGAUUCCAAAAUCAUGAAAAACUGUGGAAAAAUCAAACUGAAGAAGACCAAACUCAGCCAUCUGAUGGAUCGAUUGGUGCUACUGAUAACCAUCUCACUGUUCCUCAUCUCCUUCGGCCUGGCAGUCGGCUCCGGAGUCUUUGCCGAGAGGUUCCGGGAACAGCAUGCCUACCUCUAUGCUUUCUACAGCACCACGAGUUCCGUCGAAUACAGCUUCUUUGCCUUUUGGGGCUUCCUCAUUCUCCUCAGCCUGGUCAUCCCCAUGUCUAUGCUAAUUACGUUCGAAUUCAUAUACCUGGUCAACAGUUGUUUCAUCAACUGGGAUAGGGAGAUGUACUAUGCCCCAAAGGACAUGCCAGCUAAGGCCCGCAGCACCAGUCUGAACGACCAACUGGGGCAGAUAGAAUAUGUCUUUUCGGAUAAGACGGGGACUUUGACCCAGAACAUCAUGACCUUCAAGAAAUGUUGCAUCAACGGCGUGAUAUACGGUUCGGAGAGCAGCAACCAAGACAAGUCAAUGGAAACUGAUUUGAAGUGGAACAAGUAUUUGGAUAGUAAGCUGGAAUUUUACGACCAGGAGCUCCUGGCGAACAUCCGACGAAACGACGACCCCAUGGUGAAGGAAUUCAUGCGGCUGCUUGCAAUCUGCCACACCGUCAUGGUCGAGGAGAAACAGAAUCAGCUGGUCUACCAAGCAGCUUCGCCGGACGAGGAAGCCCUGGUGACAGCGGCCAGGAACCUGGGCUACGUCUUCCUCUCUCGAACGCAGGACACGGUCACCAUCAGCGAGCUUGGGGUGGAGAGGACCUACAAGGUGUUGGCCCUCCUGGACUUCAACAGCGUCCGCAAACGGAUGUCCAUCCUGGUGCGGGACCCUGAAGGCCGUAUCAAGCUUUACACCAAAGGGGCAGACACAGUGAUCCUCGAGCGACUCCACAGAGACCGUGAGAACGAAGGAUGUACCGUCAAGGCUCUGGAUACUUUCGCCGCCGAGACACUGCGGACUCUGUGCGUGGCGACGAAAGAUGUGGACGAGAGCGAGUAUUCCCUGUGGAGUAAGAAGCAUCACGCUGCCAGCGUCUUGCUGCAGGGUCGCGCCCAAGAACUGGACAUGGUUUACGAGGAGAUCGAGAAAGAUCUGAGGCUCCUGGGGGCCACAGCUAUCGAGGACAAACUGCAAGAAGGGGUUCCCGAGACCAUCCAGCUUCUCAAAAGGGGAGACAUCAAAGUGUGGGUGCUGACGGGAGACAAGCAAGAGACUGCCGUCAACAUUGGGUUUGCUUGUCGACUUCUCUCGGACGAUAUGACUAUUCUGGAGGAGAGCGAAAUCAGUGAGAUCCUGGAGCAAGGCUGGUUCAGCAACGGCAGCUUAGCUAGCAGCAGAGAAGGCCUCUGCAAAGAGAAGUCUUUCCUCUCCUCCCCAGCCUCCUGGCCGCACGGCAAGAAAGCAUUGGUCGUCACCGGGGACUUCCUGGAUAAAAUCUUCCACACGGAGGGAUCGACCAAGGAGGAACAGAAGCUGAGAUGGUGGCAGCGUUUUGGCUGCUGCCGCAACAGGACCGAGAAGGACCAGGAAAACGCGAUGGAAAAAGCCUUUGUGGAAUUGGCCACCACCUGCCAGGCCGUGAUCUGCUGUAGGGUGACCCCCAAACAGAAAGCCCUCAUCGUUCAGAUGGUCAAGCGACACAAGAAAGCCAUCUCGUUGGCCAUUGGAGAUGGGGCCAACGACGUCAACAUGAUUAAAACUGCUGACAUCGGGGUCGGGAUUAGCGGGCAGGAAGGGAUGCAGGCUGUUCAGUGCAGCGAUUAUGCCCUGGCUCAGUUCCGCUACCUGGAGCGACUCCUCUUUGUCCACGGCCGUUGGUCCUACCUCCGGAUCUGCAAGUUCCUCCGCUACUUCUUCUACAAGACCUUCGCCGGCAUGAUGGUGCAGAUCUGGUUUGCUUUCUACACUGGCUUCACAGCGCAGCCUCUGCUGGAGGGCUGGUUCCUUGCCCUCUACAAUGUCUUCUACACUUCAUACCCGGUGUUGUGCAUGGGCUUGUUUGAACAGGACGUGAGUGCCAAGAAAAGUUUGCAAUUUCCCGAGCUCUACAAGGCAGGUCAGAAAGACCGUUUUUUCAAUUUCCGAAUCUUCUGCCUCUGCUUCAUUCAUGGCUCUUUCGUCUCCUUGGCUAACUUCUUCAUCACUCUGUGGGCCAUGGGAGACCAUUCUGGCACUCACGUCGUCGGCGACUACCAGUCCUUUGCCAUGGUAAUAGCAACCUCCGCAAUAUUCACCGUCAUUGCCGAGAGCAUGAUGGAAGUCAAAUUCUGGACCGUCCUGACCGUUCUGGCUAUUUUCGUCAGCAUCGCUUUCUACUGCCUCUUCUCCUACCUCACUCAAAGUUUUCAAGCCUUCAGGAGUGCCCCUGUCGCUUUCCAGUUUCCCGAUGCCACCAAGAACGCGCUGACGGACCCGCUGUCUCUCUUCGUGGUCCUGCUCUGCGUUGUGGUGAACACGAUCCCCUCCCUCACCGUCCGCUUUGUGCGGAGUUUCGCCGGCCCCACAACCAUGUCGGAGGUGCUGCAAGCCCGGGACAUGCAGGAGAAGCAAAAGGCAGUGGAGCUGACCUCUCACAUCCGAAGGAACUCGCACCUGAGACGUUCCUGCUACGCCUUCUCCCACAAGGAAGGUUACGGAGACCUCAUCUCCAGAGGCGCUAGUCUGCGGGGCAAAGGCCCCCGUGUCCGCAGCCAACUGAACGGCUUUGGCGGCAGCCCCAAAGACACCCCCUCUGCAGAUGGUGCCUCUGCAGGGGAGAAGCUCCAUCUCUGUUGACCAGGAGAAGAGCAAG
Molecule: messenger RNA, 3698 nt
Organism: Lacerta agilis (Sand lizard)
Lineage: Eukaryota; Metazoa; Chordata; Lepidosauria; Squamata; Lacertidae
Gene: ATP8B3
Product: ATPase phospholipid transporting 8B3
Exons: 28
Coding region: 71-3682 (1203 amino acids)
Biological process (GO): Golgi organization; phospholipid translocation
Cellular component (GO): plasma membrane
Molecular function (GO): ATP binding; ATPase-coupled intramembrane lipid carrier activity; ATP hydrolysis activity
Source: RefSeq, a predicted model, not a curated record